GCACCCUUCAUCAUUCAAGUUGCGCGCUGCACCGACACCGGUCGACGUCGUCGUCGUUUUCGCUGUCUAUUGCCAUUGUUGCAUCGUUGUGUAAUCAUAGUAGCCUAUGCUGCGGUAGAAAUUUUCACAAAUCCGUCGCGUCGCGUUUCGCUCCAGGUUUCGCUCGUCAACAGGUUGACCAAGGACUUCGUGCCGGAACGUUCGGAACCAGCAGUGUACGGGCCAGUUCUAGCUUGCUUGGAAAAUCCCUACCCUCGCCUUCUUCCCCCUAUUGCUUCCCGUUCCCGUUGUCCUCUUCCGCAUCAACUCGACUGAUAAGUACUUUUCAUCGCGCAGGGAUGAUGGUCUGGGUGUCCGACUACGACUGUGACCCAAAGGGUCGCAAGAUGAAUCCCGAAUCGGUUUCGCACCUGGAGCACAUGUGCUCGCUGGACAUUGACUCGCAGACGGCGUUCGUGCGGCUGUCCGGCAUCAUCUGUACGAUCGGGCCCGCCUCGGUAGCGCCGGAGAUGCUGGAGAAGAUGAUGGCCACCGGGAUGAACAUUGCCCGGUUGAACUUUUCGCACGGUUCGCACGAGUACCACGCCAACACGAUCAAGAACAUCCGCGAGGCGGUCGAUAACUACUCGAAGAAGCAGGGCAAGCCGUUCCCGCUGGCCAUCGCUCUGGACACCAAGGGUCCGGAGAUCCGUACCGGGCUGAUCGAGGGCAGCGGCACCGGCGAGGUUGAGCUGAAGAAGGGCGAACAGAUCCAGUUGACCACGGAUAAGGAUCAUCUGGAGAAGGGUAGCAAGGAGAAGAUCUACGUCGACUAUGUGAAUAUCGUCAAGGUCGUCAAGAAGGGCGAUCAUGUGUUCGUCGACGAUGGUCUGAUCUCGCUGGUGGUUGACAGUAUUAGCGGAGACACUCUGACCUGUACGGUCGAGAACGGUGGUAUGCUGGGAUCGCGUAAGGGUGUUAACCUACCCGGAGUCCCUGUAGAUCUUCCGGCCGUCUCCGAAAAGGACAAGUCCGAUCUGCAGUUCGGCGUUGAACAGGGCGUUGAUGUGAUCUUCGCUUCGUUCAUCCGUAAUGCCGCGGCUCUGAAGGAGAUCCGCUCGAUUCUUGGAGACAAGGGCAAGAACAUCAAGAUCAUCUCGAAGAUCGAGAACCAGCAGGGUAUGCAGAACUUGGAUGCCAUCAUCGCUGCCUCGGACGGUAUCAUGGUUGCCCGUGGUGAUCUGGGUAUCGAAAUCCCGGCGGAGAAGGUCUUCCUAGCCCAGAAGUCGAUGAUUGCUCGGUGCAACCGCGCCGGAAAGCCCGUCAUCUGUGCCACCCAGAUGUUGGAGUCCAUGAUCAAGAAGCCACGCCCAACCCGUGCCGAAAUCUCCGACGUCGCCAACGCCAUCAUCGACGGUGCCGACUGCGUCAUGCUGUCCGGUGAGACUGCCAAGGGCGAGUACCCGCUGGAGUGCGUGCUGACCAUGGCCAAGACCUGCAAGGAAGCCGAAGCGGCCCUCUGGCAUCGCAACCUGUUCAACGAUCUGGUCAACACCACUCCCAACCCGCUGGAUACGGCCUGCUCGAUUGCUAUCGCUGCCUCGGAAGCGGCUUCAAAGAGCCGCGCCGCUGCCGUCAUUGUCAUUACGACAUCGGGCCGAUCGGCCCAUCUCAUUUCCAAGUACCGCCCGAGGUGCCCGAUCAUUGCUGUCACCCGGUUCGCGCAAACCGCCCGCCAGUGCCAUCUGUACCGGGGUAUCCUGCCGGUGGUCUAUGAACAACAAGCCCUGGAAGACUGGCUGAAGGACGUCGACGCACGCGUCCAGUAUGGCAUGGACUUCGGCAAGGAACGUGGCUUCCUGAAGCCGGGCAACCCGGUGGUUGUCGUCACCGGCUGGAAGCAGGGCUCCGGCUUCACCAACACCAUUCGCAUUGUGAAUGUCGAAUAAAUUGGUGGGUCAGCCGUCCCCAUCCAGCCUAUAAACCUUCAUCUCUAAGUAUCAACAUACCUACUUGUUGAACGUACCAGAACAACAACAACAACAUAAUAGUCAUUAAAACACUCACAAACACCGAGCAGCCGGAAGAACAGCGCCGCGCCGUGCGAUAAAAAUUAGACAUGUCUCACACGAACACCACCUUAGAAUUCUCCCGUAUAAACACUAGAAAAGAGGGAAAGUCGUCUAACGAAUGUGGUGUAAUAGUUAAGUUAGCAUUCGGACCGGCUAUUCACCGUUCGUUUUGUUGUUUUUUAAAGGAUUUACCGCUCCGGCGCGUAAAGUGUUAUUCUAAAAAGAAAAAAGAAUUGGCUACGAUUUAGGUUCUCUAAUUUAUUUUUUUACUAUAAAGUUAGUUGUUUAUCCAAAUCGAUCACACAAACUGACAUUAUUUGGUUGAUCAUCAGUAAUAAGUGCUCUAAAUUAUCUCAUUUGACUAAUAGUAGGCGCACCGCGUUCGUAGGAUCGUUAGGUAACCCCUGUUUGAACCUGUUUAAAGAACGAGGAUGGUAAGAUGGUUUGAGUAAAGUGAAAAAAAAACCUUUGCUCGAAUCUGGACGAAGGAGUCCGCGCGAUCAGGUUUGAUCAUCGGAAGGGAUACGUACAUAUAUAAAGUCGUGAAUGUAUUGAUCGUUGAUGUUACUGAUAUCAAUAAAAUAGUACACUAUAACACUAACCGUUA
Messenger RNA from Aedes albopictus (Asian tiger mosquito), 2658 nucleotides. RefSeq names its product pyruvate kinase. Gene Ontology annotation, cellular component: cytoplasm. NCBI's taxonomy places the organism in Eukaryota, Metazoa, Arthropoda, Insecta, Diptera, Culicidae. Gene Ontology annotation, biological process: glycolytic process. The transcript has 4 exons. The coding region runs from base 339 to 1928 and encodes 529 amino acids. Gene Ontology annotation, molecular function: pyruvate kinase activity; magnesium ion binding; potassium ion binding. The record is from RefSeq and is a predicted model, not a curated record.